GUUUGGCGCAGUGCACUCUGGGACAGUGUGUAAACUGCGCGUAGCCAAAUUCGGCGCUCAGUGGCGUUUCCAGUCGGAAUCGCUGAUUUACCUUUUUUUGCUUUUUUUCUGCAAGUUUGUGCACUUUCUCAGUUGAACGGACAGGAGUGAAUAGAGACCGCGGAAGCGGAGGACGAUGUACAAUGGGAUUGGACUGGCCACCCCGCGUGGUAGCGGGACAAAUGGCUAUGUCCAGCGCAACUUGUCAUCUCUGCGUCCUAAACGCAGCCGCCAGGACACACGUGCCAGUGAGGACCUGGAGAAGCUGGAAUCGCUGCUCAUCCGUGCUCCCAACCGGGACAUUCUGGAGCAUGAGCGGAAGAGGAAGGUGGAAUUGAAAUGUGCAGAACUUCAGGACAUGAUGGAGGAGCAGGGGUACUCGCCUGAAGAGAUUGAAGAGAAGGUUGCCACCUUCCGCCUCAUGCUUCAGGAAAAGGAGGAACCACUGGUGGAAGAGCCAGCACCCGGAGAGAGACCAACGGCAACUGAAACCCAUCAGAUGGCAGCAGCCAACCAAGUGAAGAAUGAUCGUCUGCGAGAGGCCUUCGGAAUUGGGCAGGACUAUGUGGAUGGGAGCUCAUUUGAUCCUGCUCGCCGUGCACGGGAACGAGAGAAAAGGGAAGAGGAGAAGAGCAAGCAGUAUAGCAUUAUCCCAGAAGAGUCGGAGAGUUCUCCGUCACCCGAACGCUCCAAGAAAAAGAAGGGAUCUGGAGAGAGGAAGGGCAAAGACAGCUCCGAGAGCUGCUCUCCGUCCCCCAGGAAGUCAAAAAAGACAUCCAGAAAAAAAAAGAAACAAAGAUCAAGUUCUGAGCACAAGCACAAAAAGCACAGGUCUCGCAGCCAGAGUACCAAGAAACGAUCAAAAGAUGAGAAAGAGAAAAAGAAGAGAGGACGCAGUGAGUCACCAGCAUCAUCCAAGCAGCACAGAAGGAGGAAGAGGAGGAGCAGCUCCUCCUCAAGUAGUUCCUCCUCCUCCUCAUCCUCUUCCUCCUCUUCUUCUUCCUCGUCAUCCUCUUCCCAUCACAGCAAGUCUCCAGCAAGGUUAGAAGAAAAAAGAAGCCGGCAAUCAGUUUCACCCCAGCGAGGCAGAAAGGCAAGGAACCAUGAGAAUGGUAGCCCUGCUGCUUCAGACAGCAGAGAGGCUUCUCCAGACAGGAGAGAUCGCAGAGGCAUCAAGGAUAAUGCAAAACAUAAAACUGGGUCUCCCUCAAUAAGAAGUGGCAGAAAUGAAAGAGGAGACCAAAAAGCUGGGUCUCCAAAUCACAGGAGAGGCACCCCAGAGCGAGAUUCAAGAGCAUCCCGAGGUGGUUAUUCUGAAAAGAGUUCACUGAGACAUGAUAGAGGCAGCUCACCAAAAUACAGGAGAGGAAAUUCUACAGAGAAAAGAGAAAGAUCCCCUCGUAACAGAAGGGGCUCUCCAGUAAGGUCCAAUCGUCGAUCAGCAGAAAGGUCUACUCGAGGAGAUAGGAGAGGGUCCCCAGAAAGGUCUGCGAGAAGGGCAUCCCCUGAAAGGUCCACCCGGGGCGACAGGAGAGGCUCCCCAGAAAGGUCCACCCGGGGCGACAGGAGAGGCUCCCUGGAAAGGUCCACCCGGGGCGACAGGAGAGGCUCCCCAGAGAGAUUCACCCGAGGCGACAGGAGAGGCUCCCCAGAGAGGUCCACUCGGGGCGACAGGAGGGGCACACCAGAGAGGUCCACUCGAGGCAACAGGAGGAGCUCCCCCCGGGGCGACAGGAGGGGCUCCCCGGAAAGGUCAACCCGGGGUGAAAGGAGGGGCUCACAGGAGAGAACAUAUAGAAGAGAUCGAAGUGGUUCACGUGACAGUGAUAGGAAAAGUUCUCCAGAAAAAACUCGCAGAGCAAACAGACAAGACUCACCUGGAAGAUCUGACAGGAUAAGCUCCCUAGACAGGUCCAACAGAGCAACAAGAAAUGAAAAGAGGAGCUCAGCUGAACGGGAGAGAGGCGAUAGGGUUUCGCCAGGGAAAUCAGGGGUGAAAGAGAAACUGGGCAUGCCUGAUAGAGAUGUGAAGAAAUCAUCUUUGGAAAGGACUGACAGAAAGUGUGGAUAUGAUGGCUCUCCUCACUUAUCAGACAAAUGUUUGGAUCAAGAGAAAAGACGAUCUUCUGUUUCUUCUCCUUCACCGUCUCGAUCACCUAAAACAAGUGACAGAUCACCAGUUCACAAUAAAAUGGUAGAUAAUGCAAGUUCAGUUCUUGUUAAAGAGAAAGAUGAACAAGUGGCACAGACUAACAGCCCUUCUGAAGAAGUUAGUUCCUAUUCACUUCCAGAAAUUUCAAGUACUGCUUCCAGAAACUCUGAACCAUUGGAAGAGGGUGAGAUUGGGGCAGAUGAGGAGAUGGAGCAAGAAGAGCCAACAAGCACUACAGCUGGAGUUGGAAAGCCUCUUGGUGCUACUCCAGACCUGAAUGGUCACAAGCAAGAAAACCAGGAGAAUGCUUGUCAGUCUGCAGCAGAUGGUAAAGAAAAUGGUGACACCUUCAGCAGUGUUUCCAAAUGGAGUAAUUCCAAGAGCCCAGAGGCCCAAAGCACUGUGAACACAGCAACUGAAAUGGCAGCUGAACAUGCUGCAGAUGUAACGGUUGAAAAUGGCAGCUUGGCACACAUGCAGGAUAGAGAUUCAGAAAAAGUUGCUAAAGUGGAGGUGAACAGCACCAAGAAGAAAAGUGGCAGCUCAUCCUCCAGCUCCAGUGGGAGCUCCUCAAGUUCCAGUGGCAGUUCCUCCUCUUCCUCUGACUCUUCUAGUGAGAGCAGUAGUUCCUCAUCAAACUCGUCCUCUGACGAUGACUCCUCCUCUUCAUCUGAUUCUGAAGGUGACUCCUCAUCAUCCUCUUCCUCCUCCUCCUCCUCUUCAUCCUCUGCUACAGAGAAGAAAAAGAAGGUAGCAAAGAAAAAAAACAGUAGUGAUUCAGCUGGUGACAAAAAAGGUUUACUGCUUACAUCUCCGGACCAAGCAGAUGCAUACAAAACAGUACAAAGAAAAGAUGAUGAGCAGAGCAAGGUAGUGCAUCCCAAUGUAGAACAGAAUGUUAAAGCAUCAGAUGAGACUCUUGUUGAUUCUACCUGUGUCCUGGCACAAAAAUGGGAGGUGCCUCUACCUGCUGCAGUUGACCCAACACGGAGCAAAGAAGAUGGUGUGGCCAUUGGUACAUCUCAUGUCCAGACUGUUUCACAGUCAGUAAGAACUGAUAAAGAUCAGUGUUUAGUGAGUAAGAGUUCCCCAUUAGAUCCAGAGAGAAUGAGUAAGAUCUUACCAGCAGAGCUUGAGAAGACAUUACCAAAUGUGUCUAAUUCUGUAUCCCCAAAGCAAAAAGCUCCUUCUCCCACGAGUUCAGCAUACUCCUCUGAUGAAGAAACCAACUGCAUACCGUUGGAGAGCAUUGCUGGUGGACAAAGAGAGGGUGCUUCUAGACCGAGCACAAGAUAUUCUCCUUCAAGAAGAUCAGAUUCUUCAUCAUCUCCUCCAGCUGCAGACAGGAGUGAGUCUCUCACAAAAGAUAGAAAUGUGCUUGAUACAAGAUGGGAUAGUUCAGCUAGUACUCAUAAGGCUACAUCUGCUUCCAGAUCUGGUGAGCGAUACUCCCCCACUCAGCACAGUACCACCUCCUCCUCCUCUUCUUCUCCAUCUCCGUUGAGGGAAAGGAGCCAGGUUCCUUCAGACAACCAUAGCAGAAGCUCACUUAGUAGCAGGGGGAAACAGUCCCCUAAAACGGUUCCAAGAUCCAAUGAAAAGUACUCUCCAACAAUGAGGGAAGACAGUGAUUCUUCACCCUCACCAGUGAGAGAGAGAAGCCAGAUAUUGGCAGCAAAACAUAACUGGAGCAGUGCUGGAACACAAGGAAGGCAGUCUCCAAAGCAGAUUCCAAGGGCAAGUGACAGGUUCUCACCAGCUAAGCAAAGCAUUACCUCCCAUUCUCCUUUGAGAGAGCGAGGCCAGCCGCAGCCGCCUUUGGGUCGUGGAAGGCAGUCUCCAAAGUCAGUCCCCAGAGUAAGUGAGAGGUACUCCCCAGCUAAGCCAACUGGCACAUCUUCCUCUCGGUCUCCUGUUAGAGAGAGGAGCCAUCCAUCUUCAGACAGGAGCACAUUGAGUGCUCGAGCAAACCAGUCCCCAAAGGUAGCCAUGAGGCCAAAUGAGCGGUAUUCCCCAAGUAGGGAGGUGAGUACUUCCUUCUGCCGGUCACCUGUAAGGGAGCGAAGCCAUACAUCCUCAGACCGAAGUACAAUUAGCACCAAAGGUAGACAGUCCCCUACAUCAUACUUAAGACCAAACGAAAGACAGUCGCCAAAUAGACAUAGGUCAGCUUCAUCUCGGUCCCCAGCUGGAGAAAGAAGUCGCACAUCUUCUGACAGGAGCACAGUGAAUAUUCGAGGGAGGCAGUCUCCAAAAGCAUAUCCAAGAUCAAGUGAAAGGCACUCCCCAGCUCAAAAGAGAAAGGCUGCUGCUGCUUCUCCUUCUGUCUCUCCUCCCAGAGAGAGGAAUCCGCCAUCUUCAGGCAGCUGGGAAAGGUACACACCAAGUGAUCAUGGAAGGCAGCCCCAAAAAGCAGCCUCAAGACCUAGUGAAAAAUAUUCUCCAACUGCAAGGGACAGUGAUUCCUCACCUUCUCCUAUUAGAGAUAAAGGCAGUCUCCCAAUGGAGAAGUAUGACAGGAGUAGUGCAGGGUCCCAAGGAAAGCAUACCACAAAGAACAUACUAAGGCAAAGUGAAAAGUACUCUCCAACUAGAAGAGACAGUGAUUCGUCCCCUACUCCAGAAAGAAGGCAUUCAUCCCCAGAAAGCUAUGGCAGAGGUUCUGCAACUGCCAGAAGAAGACCGUCCCCUAAAAGCAUUAGCAAAACCAGUGAAAGACGAUCACCAAAUAAGCAAAGAGCUGUUUCACGGUCUCCUGUGAGAGAGAAGGGCCAUCACUCUUCAGACAGCCAAGACAGAAGCACAGCAAAUCCCAGAGGAAGGCAGUCUCCUAAAACAGGCUUUAGACCAAGUGAGACGUAUUCACCAACAAUGAGGGAUAGUGAUUCUUCUGCUUCACCAGUUCGAGACUGGCAUAAAACAACUACCAGUUUGCAUGGUAAUGAGGAAAAAAGAGUCUCGUCUGCAACUCGAACUUCUCGCUCAUCAAGACAUCAUGAUUCCUCUCCUGUGAGAGCUUCCACUUUAAGCACAGCAACCAGAGGAAGGAGCAAAUCGCCCCAGAAGCAGCCAGCCAUCCGCAGGGAGGAUACCCCACCGAGAACUAAGGAAACCCAGCGAUACUCUCCUACGUCCAAGUGUAGUAGCUCCUCUUCCUCCUCUGCUUCUCCUACUAGAGAGAUGACAAAGAACUCUUCUGAAGCAUCGAGGAAUAGAAAGUCACCCUUGAAUGUACAUACCAAGUCAAGAGGCCGUUACUUGGCUGACGCAAGGGAUGCUGAAUCUCCCUCACCGUCACCAGAACGUGGGAAAAGUCUAACGCCUCCAACUUCCAAAUCGCAGCCCAUCAGGAGAUCUCCAGUUGACUCUCCUAGCUCUCGUAGAACCAGUAGUCGGUACUCUCCAGUAGCAACAGGAAGAGAUUCUUUUCACCCAUCUUCCCCUGCUCGAGGAGAAGGUCGAUGGAAAUCUGCAGAUAAUGAUCUGGAUGGAAGAAGGGAGAGAUCACCUCUUCGAAAGUAUGAAGUUUCUCAUUCUAGGAGACAGGAGGAUCGUUCCGCAUCACCAAGAAGAACCAGAUCAACACUAUCUCCUGCAACAUACCGGGACAAGUCACCUGUGAAAGGGCAGAGCAGGAAACCGCCAUGCCACUCUGAUGAGGCAUACCCUGACCCACCCAGAAGCUACAGUACUGCAAUUCGAAGAGAACGAUCACCACUCCCGGGAGUGUCUGAAUCCUUUUCCAGAAGGCAUGCUGCUUCGUCUCCAUCACCAGAUAGAGAGAGGACUAGGUCUCCUCCAGUCCAGUACAAACCCAGCAACUCUUCUGCAAUCAGGAGGGAAUGUUCCCCCCCAGCAAGUGGAAGACGUAGGGAGACUUCACCAUUUAAAAGAAGCAGGAGGUCACGGUCUUUCUCUCAGUCCCCUGUUAGGGAAAGGAAUCGUGCCUCACCUAGGACUCAUAGCUAUUAUUCAUCUUCCUCCUCAAGGAGAGAUUCAGUACCAUCCAAGUUGUCACCAUCUAGGCGGAAACCGUACGAGUCCUCACCCUCCAGAAGAGCCAGACAGCCUUCUCCACAGAGGCCACGCAAUAGGAGCCGGUCUCCUGCUUCUCCAGUCUACUCCAGGAGGAAGGCAGAGUCCCCAAUAAUACGGAGGGAGAGAAGCAGUGGCAAUCGGAACUACUCCCCUUCCUCAUAUACUCGGAGAGGUGACCGAGAAAGGAGGCGUGAUUCACCUCCACCUAGAGUUGCACGCAGGAGGAGUCCUUCACUUUCGAGGUCUAGAUCUCAGUCUCCAAUUGCUUCAAGAAGGCAACCCAUGUCACCCAGAGGCAGAAGCCCAGCCAACAGCCAUCAAAGGACCACCUCCUCUUCAAGAAGCUCAGCUUCAAAGAGAAGCCACUCACAGUCUAGGAACCAGACCAGACCUACACAAGAACAGAGCAGAAGAUCCCCCGAGAGGGCGGUUGGGAAAGAUGCACCAUCUUGGAGGCGGAACAGGAGCAGAGAGCAAGAGGCAUCACCGAAGAAGCCUGCGGAAAAGUUAACCACCUCUGCCGUACAGGCAGCAAGAGUCGGACGACCCUUGGAGCGGAAGUCACGAUCUUCAUCGUCCUCUUCAUCCUCUUCCUCCUCCUCUUCCUCCUCCUCUUCAUCAUCUUCUAGUUCGUCAUCGUCAUCAUCUGCAGGUUCCCCUUCUCCAAAACGCAUAGCUCUUGAAAGCGGGUCUACCAAACCAAAGGUUACCCAAAGAAGCAGGUCUAGAUCUACACCUUCACAAGCAGAGAGCAGAAAGGUACAAACCUCCUGUUCUCCGACACGUUCUGCAGCCAAGAGAGGGGACAACAGAUCUCGUUCCAGAUCCAGAAGUUUGUCAAGGGAGGUACAGUCAACAUCCAAGCCUCACAAAGUCACAGCCAAACAGACUGCUAUGUCAAACUUGCCAGAGGCAAAACAGUUGGAUUCUCGAAGUCCUAGGAGCACCAGGCAAAAGAGUAGUCCGCCCCUUUCUCCCUCACCCUCUAGAUCACAUUCAAGAACUCCCACCAGAUUUAGAGGACAGACUACAGUACCCUCCCCUCCAGCACAUGGCAGUUCAUCUCGUUCUACAUCAAAGACCCCCAGUGUUUCACAGAUGGUACCACAUAGCCACUCGCGAUCACCUGAUAAGAGAGCUUCCAGCUCCAGAUCAGUCACUCCACGAUCAGGCCAAGUUCAGCGGGGCUUAGAAAGAGGAGACCAGGCUAAGUUGCAUUUCACAUCCCCUAAAAAAGCCUCUAAAAGUGAGACAAGUUGUAGACCGCCCUCUCAGAACCAGAACUUGGGAUCUAGAUCUCCUAGAGACUGUAGCCAUUCUAAAUCACCUGAGAGAAGUGAAAACAGCAAACAGCGUGGUUCCAAGAUUAGUCCAAGUCCCAAGGGCCAAGUACCUUUGAACUUGUCACCUAGCAGUGGAAAAAUUCCACCACAGACCCGCUCUCGAUCAGCAUCACGUUCCAGGAAUGUUGCGCAUGAAAAGGAGCUUGAGUCAAAAGAUGGGACGCACAAAGAUGACAACCAGCUAACCAAGACCCAGAGGAAACGCAGCGAGUCGUCAUCUUCGUCAUCAUCCUCGUCCUCCUCCUCAUCCUCCUCAAGUUCCGAUUCCAGCACCAGCAAGACCAGCCCACAGACUACAGCGGUAGCCAUCCAUCGGUAUGAAGAGGGACGUAAGCAGAGAUCAUCCUCGUCAUCAUCUUCAGAUUCUUCUUCAUCGUCAUCCUCAUCCUCCUCCUCGUCCUCUUCUUCCUCAUCUUCUGAGAGCGAAGAACCCACCGUGCCUCCGGCUAAUGAAAGCCAAAAAAAAAGCCCAAGGAAACCUGCAGAUUCUUUACGAGAUUCACGGUCUCUUAGCUACUCUCCACCUUCGCAUCGAAAACGGCCUAUACCCGUUAUAGCACCGUUCAGAGAUCAGAGGUCACCAAGCCGCUCUCCCAGCAGGAAGAGGCGGAGAGACUCCUCAGAACGCAGGCAUAUGGACAGGAGGCAGAGGUCUCCCUAAAGAAAGCUGACCUCAAAGUGUCCAUCUUCUCAGAUUUUCGUAAGCCCCGCCCACUUAUCCACACCUCCCUCGAUGGUCGCCAGCUCUGCCAGAAAAAAAAAAAAAAAGACUCCUGUGAAUCUGCCAGGCACACUGAUGGACAGAUUGAAAACAGAACAGUUAAACUUAUUUUAUUGGAAUUCUUGUGUUUUUGAUAAAAAUGUGAACUUUUUUCCUUUAAUUCUAUUAUGAACUGGCAAAAGGUUGUCAUGGAGCUGGCAAUCAAGAUCAUAUAGGAAAAUAUCAAUUUGCCAAAGCCAGGCCAUCUUUACUUGGCAUACGCUGUAUAAUGAACACUGCAAUUUGUCGGGUUUCAAGGCAGGUUAAUUUAUUGCAGGUUUUUUUUUUUUGGUGGGGGGAGCACAGGGGCUGGGGGGGGGGGGGUGGGUGCAUCUAAUUUUCUGGAUUCUCCCAGAUUGUGCCCUCUGUGUGGGUUUGGUCCCUCACAUAAAAAUAUCGGGUCAUAAGCAUGUUGCUUUCUUUUUUGUUUUUGUUUUUUUUUUGUUUUGUCCUCACCUUACAUCACAGAGAUGUAACAACUUUAACAAAGGUUAUGGGGUGGGAAGUUUGAGAGAGAGAGAAUGUGAAUCAAGUUUGGUGUUAGAAUUACCUGACUGUUUAGUGAGCCCGGAUGGCAUGUGAUGAGAUUUCCAGUUAAUGGGCAGUCAAUGCGCCAAAGUUGACUUCCUCCAAGGCGCAAAAUGAGAAUAUAUGUCUGAUCUGUAAAGGGACAGAGGAACUGACCAACAACUAAGAUCACGGGCGGGGAAAGGGAUGGGGUGUUGGGCAGGUGGGAACAGCGUGUGAAUGUCGUUCUUUUUUUUUUUUGUUGUGGCUAAGAGGAGGAGAUGCUUGGGGGUCUCUUCUAAAAAAUUUUUUUUUUUUUUUUUUUUUUGGGGCCUCAUGCUGUUCCUUCGUUACAGAUGUACAAUUUGCAUUCUGAUGCCGACUUUGCAUUACUUGUAUGUCAUUUAUUUUUAUUACUUCCCCCUGUUGGUUCGUCGCCCUCUUGCUCCACCUGCAAGUCUAAUUCUGCUGUUCCUUCGAAUGGUUUCAAACAGACUUUUGUUUUUCUUUUUUUUUUUGUCAUGUUAGGGUUUUUUUUUCUGUUUUGUUUUUUUGUUUGUUUUUGUUUUUGUUUUUUUUGUUUUUUCUUUUGGGCUCUUUCCAAAAUAAACGUGAAGCAUCUUUUGAGAAAGUUGA
Erpetoichthys calabaricus (reedfish) is the source of this 9475-nucleotide messenger RNA. It is a transcript of the gene srrm2, whose product is annotated as serine/arginine repetitive matrix 2. Bases 176 to 8233 code for a protein of 2685 amino acids. NCBI's taxonomy places the organism in Eukaryota, Metazoa, Chordata, Cladistia, Polypteriformes, Polypteridae. The transcript has 16 exons. Gene Ontology annotation, molecular function: mRNA binding. The record is from RefSeq and is a predicted model, not a curated record.